AAUGUGCAACACUUGAUCACUCCCAAAGAAGCAACCUUUUUUCCUUUCUUCUUUACUUUUUCAAAAAAAUACCCUCACCUUUUUCCCUCUCUCUCUCUCUAUUUUCUCACUCCAAUUCCAGUGUGAAUGUAACUCUUAUCAGAACACCUUAACUUCUCUCACUUCACAACUACACUUUCUCGUCUAUAAACCCUAAAUUCUCACCCAUUUCACGCACACAAAUCAAAAUGCAAGACAUAUUCGGAUCAGUGCGCCGAUCCUUGGUCUUCCGAGUACCCGAAGGCGAUGACCAUGGCACAGUCGAAACCCUAGUCGACAAGAUCAAUUCUUGCAUCAGAAAAUCCAGAGUCUUCUCUAAACCUUCAUUGCCGCCGGCCAACAGAGAGAAUGCGCCUCAAAUCCGGUGGCGAAAAGGUGAAUUGAUUGGUUGCGGUGCAUUUGGCCGUGUCUACAUGGGCAUGAAUCUCGAUUCCGGAGAACUUCUCGCCGUCAAACAGGUUUUGAUUGCGACGAACAGUGCUUCGAAGGAGAAAGCACAGGCCCACAUAAAGGAGCUUGAGGAAGAAGUGAAACUCCUUAAAAAUCUUUCCCAUCCGAACAUUGUUAGAUAUUUGGGCACGGUUAGGGAAGAGGAGUCCUUGAAUAUUCUGUUGGAGUUUGUUCCAGGAGGAUCAAUCUCAUCACUAUUAGGAAAAUUUGGAUCUUUUCCUGAGGCUGUCAUUAGAACAUACACAAAACAAUUAUUACUGGGAUUAGAAUAUCUUCACAAGAAUGGAAUUAUGCACAGGGAUAUUAAGGGGGCAAACAUCCUUGUUGAUAACAAAGGAUGUAUAAAACUUGCAGAUUUUGGUGCAUCCAAACAGGUCGUUGAGCUGGCUACUGUUUCAGGUGCCAAGUCUAUGAAGGGUACACCAUAUUGGAUGGCUCCUGAAGUCAUUCUUCAAACUGGCCAUAGCUUCUCUGCUGAUAUAUGGAGUGUUGGAUGUACUGUAAUUGAGAUGGCCACCGGCAAGCCUCCUUGGAGCCAGCAGUACCAAGAGGUUGCUGCUCUCUUCCAUAUUGGAACUACGAAGUCUCAUCCGCCAAUCCCUGAACAUCUCUCCGUGGAGGCAAAGGAUUUUCUGCUGAAAUGUUUACAGAAGGAGCCAGAGGUGAGGCGACCAGCAAAUGAAUUGCUAAAGCAUCCUUUUGUUUCUGGGAAAUCCAUGGAGUCUCCUGUUUUUCAGACUACAUCAAUCGAGAACUUUAAAAGCCCUUCAUCAACAUAUGGAGUGAACCUGGAAAGCUCACCUGGGUCGGUGGAUAUGUGCAACGUGGGAAAUCUUAGCUGCUCAGGUGCAAAUUCUAUGAAAUUGUCAGACGAUAGACAUGUUUGGGGAACAAACUACGCAGAUGAUGACAUGUGUCAGAUUGAUGACAAGGAUGAUUUUAUGGCGGGUGGAGAAGUAAAUAUUAGCUCUGUUUUGAUGCCUGAUGACUUUAAUAAGAGUUUCAACCCCAUGUGUGAGCCUGCUGAUGAUUGGAGGUGCAACAAUGAUGGGAGUGCAGAACCAGGAACAAGAGGCAUUAGUACUGACACUGAUCAACCAGUUCAUAGGUCUGCUGGUAGCCCUGAAAUAUCUGGUGUGGGGGGGAAAGAUUUCUCAUUUCACUGUGGGCGAUCACUAUCUGAGGAGGAUGAUGAACUUACUGAGUCUAGAAUUAGAGCCUUUCUGGAUGAGAAGGCUCUAGAACUUAAGAAACUACAAACACCUUUGUAUGAAGAGUUCUACAACAGCAGUUUGAAUGCAGCUAGCUCCCCGAAUUUCGCUGAGACCAUGCACGAUGACAGUUCUCCGAAAUAUUUGAAAUUACCUCCUAAAAGCAGAUCACCCAGUCAUGGUCCAACUGGUACCCCAUCUCCAACAGUUGAUGCUGCUAGUACUGCAAGCCCUGGAAGUGGUAGCAGGCACGUACUAAAUGUUGGUAGCACAAGUAAUCAAAGUUUACAGGACAGUCCAUCACAUCAGCAUAAAAAAGAGCUUGCAGUUGAUGUUCAGCCAGAGCCUGGUAGCCCAAGUGUGAGCUUUUCUGAAAGACAACGAAAAUGGAAAGAGGAGCUUGAUCAAGAGCUUGAGAGAAAGCGAGAGAUGAUGCGCCAAGCGGGUGUAGGAGGGAAGACUUCGUCACCAAAAGAUCGAGCUUUGAAUCGACAAAGAGAGAGAUCAAGGUUCGCAUCUCCAGGAAAAUAAUUAUAUGUAUUAUGCAUAUCCUGUCUGCCUUUUUGGAAAAGAUUGUGCAUUCCAAUCAGAAAUCUAUCAAAUGCUGCUGCAGUCUUGGUGAAAAUGUUAUGACAUAGGGCGUGGCCAGCGUACAAGCUUUGCAUGAAAAUAACUGCUACGAAAUCUGUCACGCAUCCGGUUCAUUUUAUCAUAUGAUUUGUCCAUGUAUAUUCUUUUAAAGGCCAAGUCAGUAUAUGUUACAUUGUAUCAAAGAACCAUUGUUAAAAGUAUAUGCCUCUGAAAUUUUUUCUUUUUGAGGUUGCGGAGGGGUGGAGGAGGGCAUUUAUGUUUUCCAGUUGGUGUGUUCUAUAUACUACAAUUUUGUAAUUCUUAAUGUAGAAUAAUCAGGAUUGAUAUGGCACAUGACAGCCUCAGAAAUCCUGUCCCACUUUCUUUUUCAGCAACUUAUUCACUUCAUUGUUUUUGUGCUUGAA
This is a messenger RNA of Cornus florida, 2695 nucleotides long. RefSeq names its product mitogen-activated protein kinase kinase kinase NPK1. The record is from RefSeq and is a predicted model, not a curated record. Lineage: Eukaryota; Viridiplantae; Streptophyta; Magnoliopsida; Cornales; Cornaceae. The coding region runs from base 228 to 2231 and encodes 667 amino acids. Gene Ontology annotation, molecular function: ATP binding; protein kinase activity. The transcript is spliced from 17 exons. Gene Ontology annotation, biological process: protein phosphorylation.